Messenger RNA from Scophthalmus maximus (turbot), 482 nucleotides. It is a transcript of the gene ndufs6, whose product is annotated as NADH:ubiquinone oxidoreductase subunit S6. NCBI's taxonomy places the organism in Eukaryota, Metazoa, Chordata, Actinopteri, Pleuronectiformes, Scophthalmidae. The record is from RefSeq and is a predicted model, not a curated record. Gene Ontology annotation, biological process: mitochondrial electron transport, NADH to ubiquinone. Bases 1 to 423 code for a protein of 140 amino acids. The transcript has 4 exons.
AUGCAGCUUGGGAAAUACAGGCUGGUUGUAAACAUGGCGGCCGCGGUAGCCAGAGUUCUGUCCUUCAGUAGAAAUGCAAAGGUGCUCGUUUCACCCUCGAGGCUCUCCGCUGUGCCUGCUCACAGAUACGGCCUCGAUGUCUCCAGUACCGGCGAAGUCAUAACUCACACUGGCCAGGUGUUUGAGGAGAAGGAUCCCAGGAGAGCCCGAUUCGUCGGCAGACAGAAAGAGGUGAACAAGAACUUUGCCAUCAAGAUGGUGGCAGAAGAGCCUGUGACUGACAUCGGGGCCAGAGUUGUCUCCUGUGAUGGAGGUGGCGGAGCUCUGGGCCAUCCCAAAGUCUACAUCAACCUGGAUAAAGACACCAAAGUGGGCACGUGUGGGUACUGUGGAUUACAGUUCAAGCAGAAGCAUCAUCACUGAAACAUUUCCUCCGUCUGUAUAAAUUGCCAUGUCGGUUAAUAAAUUAUAUCUUCUCUGUC